Molecule: messenger RNA, 768 nt
Organism: Amphibalanus amphitrite
Lineage: Eukaryota; Metazoa; Arthropoda; Thecostraca; Balanomorpha; Balanidae
Product: TIMELESS-interacting protein-like
Exons: 4
Coding region: 1-768 (255 amino acids)
Biological process (GO): DNA replication checkpoint signaling; replication fork processing; DNA damage response
Cellular component (GO): replication fork protection complex; nucleus
Molecular function (GO): DNA binding
Source: RefSeq, a predicted model, not a curated record
AUGGAAGCUAUAGAAGCCAAUGCGGCGGACCCCAAGCCGAAGAAGAAGCGCGUCUCUCGGCCUCAGCCGAAGCUGAACGCCGACCGUCUGUGCGGCCCGCGCGGCAUCGGCAUCAUGGAGCAGACCUUCUCGGACCUGGCGUUCGCCGGCCGCGGCCACGAGCGGCGCGACCUCGCUCUGCUCAUGGGCCGCAUGCAGCACUGGGCGCAUCGGCUCUUCCCCAGGAGGCCGUUCGACCAGACCAUAGAGCAGAUAGAGAAGCUGGGCAAGGGCAGGCAGGUCAAGGUGAACGUGAGGAAGCUGCGGAUGGGUCUGAACGUGCUGCCGACGGAGGUGGACGGCGAGCGGGACGCGACCGAGCGCGGCGAGCCUGAGCGAGACGUGUUCGACGAGCUGAUCGGCGGCUCGCCGCCCGGCUCCCCGGCGCCGCCGCGCUCCCCGGCGCCGGCCGAGCGGCCGCCCUCGCCGCAGUCACAGCAGCACAUCGCCGCGAGCUCGCUGACUGAGGAGCAGAAGGAGAGGAUGCGGAAGAACCGGGAGGCGGCUCAGCUGCGCCGUAUGCGCGCCCAGUUCAGCCGCCAGCAGCAGUCUGAGCAGUCUGAGCAGUCUGAGCAGCAGUCUGAGCCGCAGUCUGAGCCGCAGUCUGAGUGGCAGACCCCGCCCCGGCCCGGCCGGCACUCGGCGCCGACCUCCCCCCAGUCGGCCUCCCCGCAGCGGUCGCAGCCGGUCGGCGGCCGCUCUCCGCCGGCCGGUGGGGACCCUCAGUGA